UUACGGACAUCAGAUAUACAUAUUCGCAAUCCAUCAUGGCGUCUACAACCACCCCCGACCACAAUCACGCCAACGGCUCUACCAACACCACCACUCAAUCAGAGUCAGCAUCCUCUGGGAUCCCAGCCGAUUAUGACCUAAGCAAACCCAUUACAUCGACCACGGGACUUCGCCAAGGUCUGGCCUCGUAUGGUGAUGCUCAUUUCUCGCUCUUCCUCCGCAAAGUCUUCAUCAAAGCACUUGGAUACUCGGACUCGGCACUUGAGUCGCCCAUCAUAGGUAUCAUCAACACUUACUCGUCCUUCAACCCAUGCCACUCCAAUGUGCCACAACUCAUUGAAGCCGUCAAGCGCGGCGUUCUCCUCUCUGGUGGCCUACCUGUCGACUUCCCUACCAUCAGUAUCCAUGAGAGCUUCUCCAGCCCCACUAGCAUGUAUCUGCGCAAUCUCAUGAGUAUGGAUACCGAGGAAAUGGUAAAGGCUCAGCCAGUUGAUGCCGUCGUCAUGAUUGGAGGGUGUGACAAGACCGUGCCGGCACAGUUGAUGGGUGGUAUCAGUGCGAACAAGCCCUUUCUGCCUUUGAUCACCGGUCCUAUGAUGCCUGGGUCAGUCGACGGUGUUAGAGUGGGUGCGUGUACGGAUUGCCGGAGUCACUGGGCCAGGUACCGCGCAGGUGGAGCCGAUGUCGAGGACAUCAUGGGCGUUAAUGAAGAGUUGGCUCCCACUGGAGGAACUUGUGGUGUCAUGGGCACGGCGUCGACCAUGGCGUGUGUCACGGCGGGACUGGGCUUGAUUGACUUGCGCGCUGGUGCUACCGCGGCUGCUGUUAGUUCGGCCAGGCUGCGGGUCGCCGAACAAACGGGGAGGAAUGCCGUGGCCUUGUUGAAGUUGGAUAAACGGACACCACAGGAGCUUCUCACCAGAGAAAGUUUUCUCAAUGCCAUCACUGUCUUGCAGGCCACCGGCGGAAGCACUAAUGCCGUGGUUCAUUUGAUGGCGAUCAUUAAUCGGCACCCCAAGGUCGCUGGCACGAUUGAUCUGAAGACGAUAGAUGACAUCGGAAGGAAGACGCCACUUCUUGUCGAUCUCAAGCCAAGCGGCGACAAUUACAUGACUGAUUUUCACAAUGCGGGAGGUAUGCUGGCAUUGCUCCACACCCUCGGGCCAUUGUUGCAUUUGAAUGCCAUGACAUUCACAGGGCAAACAUUGGGCGAGCUGCUCGACAACACCCCAUUCAAGUCCUUUGACUAUUCAAGACAGAUUGUUCGUUCGCUUGAAGAUCCUCUCCAUCCGAGCUCGAGCCUGGUCGUGCUUUACGGCAACAUCUGCCCCGAUGGCGCAGUUAUGAAAGCCUCCGCGUCAAAGAAGAAAAGAUUGCUGCAUCAUCGGGGCGUUGCUUGUGUUUUCAAGGAUUCGGCUGAUCUGGCAAAUCGAAUUGACAGUCCAGACCUGGACGUCAGUGAGGACUCCAUCCUGGUACUCAAAGGCAUCGGUCCAGUGGGAAAUCCUGGAAUGCCUGAGGCUGGCCUGAUUCCAAUUCCUCAAAAGUUGGGACGAAAAGGCGUGCUUGACAUGCUAAGAAUAAGCGACGGUCGUAUGAGCGGAACAGCUGGAGGGACAAUUGUCCUCCAUAUCUCGCCUGAGUCAGCCGACAUGAAUUCAGUAUUUGGAAUUGUCCAAAGCGGUGACCGAAUAGUCUGUGACGUGCAAAAUCGAACCCUGUCCCUGGAGGUGGAUCAGAAGGAAAUCACCAGGAGGAUCGAGCAACGCAACCAACGCAGCAAUGAACAAACUACCGAUCCAUGUAAUACACGCCAGGAGCCAUGGAUUGACAGGGCAAAUCAGAGAGGCUACCGUGGUCUUUACGUGCGAGAAGUCAACCAAGCACAUCUGGGUUGCGACUUCAACUUUCUCACGGCACGAGGACCGACUCAAGAAUAG
This is a messenger RNA of Exophiala mesophila, 1940 nucleotides long. RefSeq names its product dihydroxy-acid dehydratase. The transcript has a single exon. NCBI's taxonomy places the organism in Eukaryota, Fungi, Ascomycota, Eurotiomycetes, Chaetothyriales, Herpotrichiellaceae. The record is from RefSeq and is a predicted model, not a curated record. Gene Ontology annotation, molecular function: hydro-lyase activity. Bases 36 to 1940 code for a protein of 634 amino acids.